UUUGUCCACAUUUAACCCAACCGCUAGGUCAAAACAACCCAAUCGCUGGGUUUGUCCACCUUUAACCCAACUGCUAGGUCAAAACAACCCAAUCACUGGGUUUGUCCAUAUUUAACCCAAUCGCUGUUUGUUGACAUAUAACACAAUAGCUAGGUUUGUCCAAAUUUAUCCCAACUGCUGGGCCAAAACAACACAAUCGCUGGAUUGAUCCAUUUUUAACCCAGCUUGGGUUGUUUUUUAACCCAAAAGCAUUUUUUUAGAGUGUGUCCAAAUGCCGAACAUCUUGCACUUACAGUGUAGCUCUGAUAGUCUGGAUCUGAGCAUAAAGAAAUAAUCUGGUUUAGUUUACAGGUGAGCAGUGCCAAGAGCCGGUUUUACACUUUCUUAAGAAGAGCCUGAAUGUAAUUAGUCAUCACAUGGCACACAGUAAUUGAAUAUUUAUGCAAAUGAGCAACAGAAACCACACUACAAUGUUGGACACAUGAAAUGUUUGUUUAAUUAGAAAGACGAUAAUAUAUUACUGCUGCUGUGGUUUUUAAUGCCAUUAUCAACUGCCACAAUUUUAUCUUUGUUUACAAUUUGAGCCAAAAAAAAAAAAAGGUUCUAGUUUAGGUAUAAGUCUUCAAAAGGAUGUUCAUUUAUUUAUGCUACUGCCGUUAAUUGGUAGUUUGGUCCAAACUAAAUGAUCUUAUUCAAGUUUUAAUGUUUAAUCUGUCAUUAUUUUAUAAAUGUCCAUAUCCGUUAAUGUAGUCAUUGCACACACACAGAGCAACAUGUUUUGCAAAUAAAUUGUUGCAUUUCCAGGUUUCCUUGUCAAUGAAAUCUGAUGGAACACUGGAUCGUUUUCCUAGUUGUCUUUGUUUGUGUUUUAUGUAAAUGGUGCAUGUUGUAAUAUUGUCAAACAAUGGAUCGUUAAAUUAAUAACAGGAUGAAAUGCAAACCAAAGGCUUAAGCAAACCUAGCUCGUAUUGCAUGCAAUGUUACAUUGUUUGAAAAAUACCAUGAUUCUCUUGUGACUUGUGAUCAAACAUUAUUCAACCAUGAGAUAUACCACAGUCUAGUCUAGCCCAUGUGAAAGAAGAACUAUAGUGCUUUUGUUCUAGUUUAAUCUAAAGUGUUUGUGUACAUUUAGAUGGUGUGGUUUUGUAAAGAUCUCAACCCUAUGGGCUUGACCAUUAUGAGCCCUCCUCCAGUGGGCGUGGCUUUCACUCCUCUUCUACUGUUGUAUUCGCUUCAGCAAAUAGAGAUCAGAACAAGAAAGAGACGUAGGAGAGUAAGCAUCGGCGAGGAAGUACAUUUAAGAACCGAGAGAGACAAAAGACACACUCCAAAAUAAUCCUGUGGACAAGGAUCUUACAUGACAGCUGCUCUAAGAAAGCACAUUCAUCGAGAGUUUUAGAGGCAUCGAUUGUGUGAUACUGGAAUUGUACUUCUUUCUUUCUUUUUUUUUUUAACAACUUUUUUUAAUCUGUGGAUAUUUGAAAAUUGACCCUUCGUUUUGUUGUCUUCAUCGUUAACAUAAUGCGCUAACGCGUUUAUGCCUCGGCGGAUAUGUCUGACACGUCCAGAGAGCAAACGCUGGCCAAUGACCCGGCCUCGCAGGGAAUCGAAGAGAGCACCGGUGGCGGAGGUGUCUCGGGCUCCGAGCACUUCGCCUUCCCUCAGCCGAGCGAAGGGGACCCGUUAAGGGGAGGGAUUUCCAUGUCGAAUAGUCACCAGUCGAGGUCACCGAUGUCCCGAACUUUCUCCAGGUCCUCUAGUGGCUAUUUUUCCGUCGACAGCGAUUCUGUGCCAGGUUCCCCUCUAAUGCCUAAUAUUUCCGAAGCGCAAGAUGGUCAAAAUGAUGAGGUAUGGUUCGCCGAACAUAGCCACCAGCACGCGCAGAUGGCAGCACCUGUUGGAGCCAUGCGGCCAGAGAUGGCGGUCGCUCGGGAGCUGCGGCGCAUCGGAGACGAGUUCAACCGCCUGUACUGUCAUGGGGCUGGUCCAGGCGGGAACAACGCGGCCCAGCUGCACGCUCCCAACGAACAUCCCAUCGUCGUGUGGAUGAAUGACGUGAUUGCACGUCUAGUACAGUUUUUCCUGCGAAGAAGAUGAUUGACACAUUGAAUGCCCAGCAGACGUGUAGCAAACAUGUAGCAUCCUCCUCUCUUGACUGUAUAUUUGUACAUAAAUAAGGGAUAACAGCAGUGCUGCUCAUCCGCAACCUCUCCGGGUUUCGGCGUACAGUUUUGGACCUGUCGGGAUGUGUGCAGAUCUGGACGGAUAUAUUAAUUGGGAACCCUCGGCCAUCCAUAGACUGACUCACAGCAGAGUUUCCUGCGUUCACAUGGAAAGCUGAGCCAUUAGAUGCUGUGUUGACGUGAAAAUUGUGGAGGUUUUUGUUGCACCGUAUGAUCCCCAUGCGGAGUGUGGAAACCGUGCCUUCAUUGCCUGUUUGCCCUUGACAUGCCUCUCCUUUCUUGUCUUCACCUAUCUGUCUUUUUUCUUCAUGGCUUUUAUAUUUAUUUUUCACUGUAUUUAAUUUGUACAUCUUAUGUAUAAUUUCAUGAACGUGGACGUUAGUCGGUCAAGCGAUGACAUUAUUGGUUCUGCCUGUCCCUCGCGUGUUUUUAUUGGCUCCAAGUUUGCACUUGCGUUUGGUUUGCGUAGUCUAUACAAAUCGGAUGAAAUAUAACAUAAUAAUCCCAUAACAGAAAAUGAAGUUGAUUUGAGACCAAAAACAUCAACAAUAUACAGAGAUUUUACCUAUUCUUUCAAAAACUGUUUGCAUGAUGAAUGAACUUUCGCCAGUCUUUCAUUGGCUUCCGAGUUCGAAAUACAAGCCAAAUAAUUAAAAGGCCUUUUCACAUGACUCAUGUCAACAUCUCCCAAAAAACUGAACUCUUAAAAAGCUUGAAUGCAGGUCAAGCAUUGUAACUUUGGGGACAUUAUAAAAUGUAAAACUAGUACAAAGCACUAGUAUAAGUUGUAAUUUGGCUGCCAAGUAAAAAUGACAAAGAUAAAUAAUGAAUAUUUUCCAAGAGAUCGCAACCUUAAAGCGCGGCUACAUUUACCGUUGCUCUACGAAAUUUCGCAGGCGAAAUCCAGUCAUUUCAAUACAUGUUCGGGAGUUUCGUGUGAUUGCGGAAAACCCGUGCAGAUUUCAUUCAUGUUCAAGUUAGUCAUGCAAAUUCUCUGCUUUGACUGACAGAAAGCUGCUUGGUCUGAAAGUGACUUCUCUGUAAGCAACACUAUUAACAAUAGACAAUAAACCUUUUUUGCCUGCGAAAUUUUGCUAACGUAACCGCACCUAUAGAGUUAUACCCAUUGAUAUGUCCUUACAGAGCUCCGCACAUGACAUGUACGAAAAAAAAUCCCUUGAUUUUCUAAAUCGUGCACACAAUUUACUAUUUUGUUUCCUCGAUUUGCUAAAUUGUGCACGAUUUAAUAUUUCAUUCCCGCAAUUUGCUAAAUUGUGCGCACGAUUUACUAUUUUAUUCCCGUGAUUUGCUAAAUCGCGCUCACGAUUUACUAUUUCAUUCUCGCAAUUUGCUAAAUUGUGCGGACGAUUUGUUAUUUCAUUCCCACGAUUUGCUAAAUUGCGCUCACGAUUUAAUAUUUCAUUCUCGCAAUUUGCUAAAUUGUGCGGACGAUUUGCUAUUUCAUUCCCGCGAUUUGCUAAAUUGCGCUCACGAUUUAAUAUUUCAUUCUCGCAAUUUGCUAAAUUGUGCGGACGAUUUACUAUUUCAUUCCCGCGAUUUGCUAAAUUGUGCGGACGAUUUACUAUUUCAUUCCCGCGAUUUGCUAAAUUGCGCUCACGAUUUAAUAUUUAAUUCUCGCAAUUUGCUAAAUUGUGCGGCCGAUUUACUAUUUCAUUCUCGCAAUUUGCUAAAUUGUGCGGACGAUUUGCUAUUUCAUUCCCGCGAUUUGCUAAAUUGUGCGGAUGAUUUACUAUUUCAUUCCUGCGAUUUGCUAAAUUGUGCUCACGAUUUACUAUUUCAUUCUCGCAAUUUGCUAAAUUGUGCGGACGAUUUGCUAUUUCAUUCCCGCGAUUUGCUAAAUUGUGCGCACGAUUUACUAUUUCAUUCCCGCGAUUUGCUAAAUUGUGCGCACAAUUUACUAUUUCAUUCCCGCGAUUUGCUAAAUUGUGCGCACAAUUUACUUUUUCUUCUUGCAUGUCAUGUGUGGGGCUCCGUAGUCCUUACCAAUAAUAUAACAUUCAAAUUUCAAAUAAUUUCCGCUCUCAUCAUCUCGUGUCAUAUACAACACAACAUACUGAGCAGUGAAUAUACGUUUUACUUGUCAUUUUCCGGUUAUAGGCUCAAAUGCACGUCAAGCCUCUUGUUUACUUUCACUUUAUUCCUCUUCGCCAGUGCUCUGUCUGCAAUGCUUUUCGUGCAAAGUUCAAAGUGUGGCAUUGUUUAGAGUCAUGUGAAAAGGUCUUACGAACACCUUCAGGUACUAGAACAGUAUAUGAAUUAUUUUAUGUAAGUGAAUACCAGUAAAAAUUAAUCACAUUGGACAGGCAAAGGUAGUGAGUAUGUGUAACUAAUAUGGACGUCUUUGUUAUUUUAACAUCAUAAACAUUUGGUAUUUCGGUUUGUUUGAUUCUUUGUUUGGUCUUUAUUAGAGAUGGGAAAUGAGAGCAUAAGUGAAAUUUUAAUGAUUCCAUUAAUAUUCCAACAGAUUGUGCUUAUGCCUAGUUUUGUGAAUCUAGUUUAGGUCAAGGGGUUUUUAUGUGGAUUUUAUCAUUUAGUUAGUUGCUGUUGCAAACAGCUUUAUCCCAAAGUGAUCAUACAUGUGAAAAAACCUGCAAUAAAGUGCCUUGCUCAAUAGAGCAGGUUUUUUUUUUUUUAUUAUUAUUAUUAUUAUUACACCAAACUUGGGAAUGAAUUUGCAACCCUUAUAGUUAAUUGCCCUUGUCCACCAGUAGUGCACACUAUUCAACACCAGCCUUACCCCACUUCUAACAAACUGGCUUGACUAAUUGACCUUUAACCAGCCUCAGGGACUAAGGGAAAUACGCCUGUGUAGAUUUCUUGAACAAACCAGUCUUCCAUCUUUACUUCGGUGUAUUGGUUCUCUUCCUGGCUUUGCUUUUUAUCACCAUUGUCCCAGUAUUCCAGUAAACAAUGCACAAGGCUCAGGACGAGUCGUCAAGUAUGUUGGUAUAAUACUGUGUUUUAUAAUUGCAAAGAAUUGAGUAAAUAUGAACUGAUGUGUUGACUACCUACCAUGAAUGGUAUUGCCGAAAGUUUAAGAAGUAGAUAUAUAAGAUCCGUCGGUUAGACAUUCCACGUGUGGAAGACGCAUGGCCCUGUGUUAUCAUAUGCAUUUGUUUGUAUGUCGGUUUUAUAGAUUCUCUUUGCCAAAAUGACAGUUGUCUACCGUUCCAGGUUUACCACUCAAACCAAAGACCUCGUUUUUCAAUGCUACUGGCAUUGUGCGUUGUGUCAUGCUCUAUGUUUUCGUUCUCUGCCUUUGCUGAAGGACUCUAGCAGCUUAACCUUUGAUUCCAGAACAAACCUUUUUUUCUGAGGGAAAUCCAUGAAUUUCAGGCCAACCUGUGUAUUUCCCACUGGACCUCUGACUGAGUCUUUUCAGUCCUGUUGCACUGAACACCCGCAUCGCCCAAUCUGACGCCACCCAGGACCCAGUACAUUUGUAGCACAAUGACAAUUUUUGUUUUUGUUUGUUUUGUCUGUUAAAUGCAUCUUUUUGUAUUUUGCACUGAACUUUCUAUGUGCUAAUUUGUGCAAUACUGCUGUAAAUAAAAGCCGCUUUUUUCAACUUUCUAAA
Messenger RNA from Megalobrama amblycephala (Wuchang bream), 5781 nucleotides. RefSeq names its product BCL2 like 11 (gene bcl2l11). The record is from RefSeq and is a predicted model, not a curated record. Lineage: Eukaryota; Metazoa; Chordata; Actinopteri; Cypriniformes; Xenocyprididae. The transcript is spliced from 4 exons. Bases 1552 to 2097 code for a protein of 181 amino acids.